UUUUUCUCCCGGUACUUGCCUUGAAACCAAGUUUGACUAUGGUUUGGUCUUUGAUGUCAUGUCCAAAAGAAUUUAAAUUUAUCAGUGUCUUGACUAUGGUUUGGGCUUGAUCUCACAUUUGUUUUGCAGCGGAGAGUGUUACAUAUCGAAUCUCUAUUUUGCUGAAAAUCAUCUCUAGCAUUCAAGUUAAGCCAAGUUUGUAAAAUUUUCUGUUGUUCUACAUAAAAUGCAAAACACAAAGGGGAGAACAUUUCAAGAUAACCAAAGACAAAAAUGCCAUGGGAUGCCUUUUUGCCAACAAACAAAAACUGGUACUAGUUUUUUAGAUUUAAAACGUGGCAUUCUUCUUUGCAAUAAAAGUUACAGAAACCAAAUUUUUGCAGCAGCAAUCUGAUUUCUUUUUCUUAAUUUCUGUAAGGAACAGACAUUGUCAUACACUUGUGCGGGCUGAGUAGGAGUCAUUAGCACCUCAUUGUCUUACUGUUCUUUUUUGGAGCUUGAUUUGGCUAUUCAUUUUUGUUUCUUUUCCGAUCUUUUCAAUGGGAUGAACAUGAAUCAUUAGGAUCAUCUUCAUCGUAUUUUCUCCAUCAAAGCCGAAUUGACUCAUUUUCUCCAUUGUUGACCCUGACCCCCAAUAAAAAACAAUCGGCCCAGAUACAAUCUCACGCGCUCACUCGCCUUCCAUUAAAGCCCAUUUCCCGGUUGCUGAUGUGGCAAACUUUAAACCUCUCUACUCUGCGUAGUCCGUAGUAGAUUUCCCCAAUAAGCCAACAGAAAAAGUCGGCAGCUGAAACUCGCCGGCUUAAAACGACACUAUCUCCGAUCUCUCCAAAGCUUAAAACGACAACUUUUUGUUUUCUUAAUCACAAGUUUCCGCUUCUUCCUCUCCUUUAAAAACCCCCCACCGUUCCCUUCCUUCCUCCACGCGUCCUGAGAAAGAAAGUUUUCGCUUUGAUCCUCUGUACUACGGAUUUUCUCUUUGCCUUCUGAAGCUCCUUUUUUUUUUUUAAAAAAAAAGAAAUUUUAUUAAAUUAAAUUGUUUUGAUUUACUGCUGAAUGGGCCAUGGCCGAAACAUUACCAACGACGAAUGGGGUUAGGGAGAACAAAAUAUGGAAAGGAAUUUUCGCCGUCAGUGGAAUCAUGAUUACUCUGGUUAUCUAUGGAGUUUUACAGGAAAAGAUCAUGAGAGUCCCGUAUGGGUUGAACAAGGAAUAUUUUAAAUACUCAUUGUUUCUCGUUUUCUGCAACCGCAUCACAACGUCUGCUGUCUCUGCUGGUUCUUUACUGGCAAGUAAGAAAGCCUUGGAUCCUGUUGCUCCAGUCUAUAAGUACUGCCUUAUAUCAGUAUCAAACAUCCUAACCACAACAUGUCAAUAUGAGGCCCUCAAAUAUGUCAGCUUUCCUGUUCAGACUCUUGCUAAGUGUGCGAAAAUGAUACCUGUAAUGAUUUGGGGCACUUUCAUUAUGCAGAAGACAUAUAAGGGUUUUGACUAUUUGGUAGCAUUUCUGGUGACCCUAGGUUGUUCAAUAUUUAUACUAUUUCCGGAAGGAACUGACAUGAGUCCUUACAGCAAAGGAAGAGAAAAUACUGUCUGGGGCGUUUCUUUGAUGGUUGGUUAUCUUGGGUUCGAUGGCUUUACAAGCACAUUCCAAGAUAAAUUAUUUAAAGGCUACAAUAUGGAAAUACACAAUCAAAUAUUCUACACAACAUUGUGUUCUUGUGUUCUUAGCUUGACAGGUCUUAUAUUACAGGGACAUUUACUUCCAGCUAUAGAUUUUGUUUAUCGCCACAAUGAUUGCUUCCUUGAUAUUGCAUUACUUUCUACUGUUGCAACAGCCAGUCAAUUCUUCAUUUCUUACACGAUUCGUACAUUUGGCGCCCUCACAUUUGCUGCCAUAAUGACCACAAGACAGCUGGUGAGCAUCAUGCUGUCAUGUGUGUGGUUUGGCCAUCCCCUUAGUUGGGAACAGUGGAUUGGGGCGGUCAUUGUAUUUGGCUCCUUGUAUACAAAAAACUUCUUGAAAAAAGCAUCACCGAAGCCCCCUUCUCCGCGACAAACACAAAAUGGAGCUUCUAGUCCUGUGAAAGGGAUCCCUUAAUCUCUCCAGGUCAAAUUUUGCACCAGUUGCUGCAUCUAAUUCUAUUCAGGUAAGAAUUUGCCUAUGUUAAAGCUGCAUUCUGAAUCUUGCCACCAAGACUCUGGUUGAACGAUCUUAUGAAAUCCAAGCUGCAGCUUCAUAGCUGUUGGAAUUGAAAUUUUAGGAAACAAAAAAAAUAAAUAGUGGCACUACAUUCUUGUUCAGGGAUAUGAAUUAUGAACUAUAGGUAAAUUAAAGCACAAAAUGCUCUUUUUUUUGUUUUCUUCUGAGUUUUGUUUACAGAAGGAAUUAGAUGUAUAUGCAACUUCUCAGGCAUAUGAUUGUGGUUCUUUCUAUUCAAAUAUGAAAAAGAAAA
Durio zibethinus is the source of this 2456-nucleotide messenger RNA. RefSeq names its product UDP-galactose/UDP-glucose transporter 5B. Gene Ontology annotation, cellular component: Golgi membrane; endoplasmic reticulum membrane. Gene Ontology annotation, molecular function: 3'-phosphoadenosine 5'-phosphosulfate transmembrane transporter activity. The record is from RefSeq and is a predicted model, not a curated record. Gene Ontology annotation, biological process: 3'-phosphoadenosine 5'-phosphosulfate transport; transmembrane transport. Lineage: Eukaryota; Viridiplantae; Streptophyta; Magnoliopsida; Malvales; Malvaceae.